AUGGCCAUCUCGUCAGCGCUUAGUCUGUUGGCACUUCCGGCACUCUCGCUGGCUAUUGGUCAAGGUCAGCCAUUGUACUCGCAGUACGACUUCAACCCUCUUCAGCAUCUGGCUGGAGUAACACCAUACUUUGAGCCGUCAGAUCCUCCCAGGGAUCCCUCGCCUCCCCAAGGUUGUACAGUCUCCAAGGCAGCCUAUCUGGUCCGGCAUGCGGCCAUCAACGCGAAUGACUUCGACUACGAGACUUACCUGGAGCCUUUCACGGACAAGCUAGAGAACGCCACCGUGGACUGGAGCAACAUUCCAGAGUUGUCCUUCCUUUCCAAAUGGUCACCUCCGUCGCUCAAAGAACAGGAGAAGGUCACGCGUACUGGAAAGCUGGAAGCUGCGCAACUCGCAGUCCAGCUUUCUUAUCGCUACUACAACCUCAAGCUGCCCCAGAGAGUGUGGACUAGCACUGCAGAGCGAACCGUGGCUAGUGCGGAGGGCUUCAUUCGCGGGUACGAGCCAGACGAUGACCAAAUCAACCUGGUCGAGAUCUACGAAGGAAAACAAUCCGGUGCAAACAGCCUGACGCCAUAUUCUGCUUGUCCGGCUUAUUCGUCUUCAAGAGGCUCGUCUCAGAGCUCUCAGUAUGUGAAGAAAUACACGGCACCAAUUCUGGCUCGUCUUCACGCCCUGGCGCCAAGCUUCAACUGGACUUCAAAUGAUGUGGUGGGCAUGUUCGAAUGGUGCGGUUACGACACCGUCAUCCGCGGCUCAUCGCCUUUCUGUUCGCUUGAUCUGUUCAGUCCGGACGAGUGGCUUUCUUUUGAAUACGCCCAAGACCUAAUGUAUCAUCACAACACUGGAUAUGGGAAUCCGAUCUCAGGUGUAUUGGGCUUUCCAUGGCUGAAUGCGACCGCUGGUCUGCUCUCUGGCUCUUCUGCAUCAGACGACCAAGACCUUUACGUCUCUUUCACGCACCGUGAGCUGCCACCCACUGUUCUGGUGGCGAUGGGUCUUUUCAACAACUCGGAUUUGACUGGUGCAAACGAUCCAAAUGCGACAAUGCCCACCAACCGAAUCAACUAUCAUCGCCAAUGGGUCAGCUCGUAUAUGCUACCCUUCCUGACAAACAUCGCUAUUGAGAAGAUGAACUGCUCUGCUUCCUACGGAUACCAAAACUCGACCGACAGCACAUAUUACCGUGUGCUAGUGAACCAGAGUCCGCAGACGCUUCCCGACUGCUUCGAUGGUCCUUUGGAGAGCUGCUCUGCUGCUGGCUUCCAAAAGUUCAUACAGAAUCGCGGAGAGAUGCUUGGAGGAUUCAGUCAAAAGUGCGGAGUGAAAUACGACAAUUCGACCGACGUCACGAGCUUCUAUUCAAGUAAUAACAAUGGGACCAUGAUAGGCAAGCGGUCGCCGAGAGGUGGUUGUAUGUAA
This is a messenger RNA of Lecanosticta acicola, 1425 nucleotides long. Lineage: Eukaryota; Fungi; Ascomycota; Dothideomycetes; Mycosphaerellales; Mycosphaerellaceae. The record is from the annotation of a GenBank genome assembly.